UCCCGGUUAUCAAGCGGCCCAGAAGUGGUUUCUUAUACCACACCGAAAAAUAAAACAAAAACAAAAUAUAAACACCACACAUAGAAACAAAUGCAAACAAAAAUUACUCCUUGUACGUAGUCGUGAACGCAACUGCACCCACAGUGGCCAACAAGUAUUGCUCAGGAAAGUUUUUUGGCGACAAAAGAAAGAAAGCACACAGAACAACACAACACGUGAAUAUAAAGUAAUUAAACAAACGAGAGCCCACAAAUAAAUAGACAAGAAAAACAAGAACGAAAAAAAAUAAAUAAAUAAACGAUCAAAAAGAAGAAAAAGGAAUUGUUCUCGUGGAAUUUUUGUGAAUGAAUGAAUCUGGUUAAGAAGUCGACAUACAUACAUAGAGCAAAGCCAGUACAUACUGACAUAAGUGUCCGUCGUCGUCGCUUGUUUAGUAUAUAUAUAUAUAUGGGAAUAGGCAAGCCAGCAUAUAGAAAAUUGACUAAAUAUACAUUCGCACAUACUACGUAGAGUAUCAAUUCUGGCCACUGCUGCCGCUGCUGCUAAGUAUGAAAAUCUGAAAAACAUACUUAUUAAUAAAAGCCAUAUAAAACUUUUGAAAAGGCAUCAUUUGCUGAACGCUCGUCAAAGUGAAAAGAUAUUAAUCUUAAGAAGAAAAAAAAAUAUAAUAAAGAAACCCCCCGAAGAAAAAAUUCAAACAACUCAAAGACAAUAAAUAAAUAAAUCUAUUUUCCCUCAAAUAAAACGCCAAAUUGCAAAGCAACAACAACAACAACAAGAGAAAUAACAGCCAUCAACACCAAUCACCAAGAAAGUGCAAAACAACCAACCAACCUAGUGCUCCACCUCCUCCUCCUUCUCGACGAAUAAAGAAAGCACUAUUUAGCCACUAUUCAAGCAUCGCAUAUUAUUUGAAAGUGAUAUAAUUUUGGUGCUUUUCUGUUUUCGGCAAAAUAGAAAUAAAACUAAACAAAGAAAAAACCAAGGCAUUGUGUACGGACGGUGUAGUCGGUUUCAAAUUAUAACGGUUAUUUUUGAUUGCUGUUAACGACUCUUUUCCGUUUCAUUGUUACGCAGCAGCAACAGUGUUACAUUUGGCCGUUAGUCACUCAUAAUCGUUGCGCACAUGUGCCCCUUUCCAGUGGAGUGUUAUUAAAAUCAAGAUUUACAAAGACUUAAAAACAACAACAUCAUCAGUCACUUGAAGAGCGGUCACUCACUUACUCGCUCUUUAUUGCCCUGAUCUAAAAAACAAAAACCUACCAAAUUGCAUUUAUUAAGAAAUCAAAAAAACACCAAAAGCUAAGAAAAAUCCAUUAAGCUCAACCAGAAAUAGAGAAAAACAAAAAACCAAAACAUAAAUAUAUACAUUGUGUUAUAUCCACAACUUGUUAACUUUCUCAAAUCGAUUUGUUUGUAAGCCACACCAAAUCAUUAACAAUGGCGGAUCUAUCACACGAAUUGGGAGCACUGCGCUUCGUUGUGGAUUCACCUUUAUCUUCGAAAGUAGCUAUGUUCAAUAAUCAAGUGAGUGCCCAUAAGCAGUCUCAACUCUUAAAUCCCUUCGCCCAAACGGAUGGAAGGUCUUCCCCUAAGCCCAGUUUUUCCAAAGAUGAAUAUGGCAAACCCUUGGCAGGAAGUUUGACUGAGAUGAGAGGACAAAAGGCUAACAUUCAUGUGCUCAAAGAAAUGUUAGAGCUCUGUCAGAUAAUCGACUCGGAGGGCUACAAUGUCAAGGACGAGCCAGAAAUGCGUGUCAUUCCCUUUGGAGAGUUAUUCAAUAUUUACAAUUACAUUUCCGACAAAGUUGUGGGUAUUUUGCUUAGAGCCCGUAAACACAAACUGGUCGAAUUUGAAGGUGAAAUGCUAUUUCAAAGACGCGAUGACGAUGUCCCCAUAUUUUUGCUGAAGCCGAUAGCCGAGAUACGUCGUGAAAUGAACGACAAGAUUGAGAGCAUCAAAAGAUGUGGCAGUCCAGCACCGCAAGCUACCUCAGUGUUAUUGGAUAAAAAAGCUCAUGGUUUGGAUGUACCCAAAGGCGGCACUCCUCGCGCAUCAGUCUCGCGUACACCUACACCUCAGUCAUCAAAAGCGUCUUCUCCAGCGCGUGACCCCAACAAAACCGGCUCGACUCCCCAAUCAUCUAAAGCCCCCUCUCCAGCUCGGGAUGCCAGCAAAACGGGCUCAACUUCCCACUCCACUAAAGCUCCUUCUCCUGCUCCAGUUGCUAGCAAUGGAGCACCCAAACCAGAAACACCAAAAAUUCAAAUUAGCAGAGAUCCAGAGCAAGUUAACGAGCCCCCACCGGAGGAUAGUAAUAACGCAAGCACAGAGCCAAUCAAAGCAGAGGAAAUUGCUAAUACGCCUGCAGCACCCGAGCAAGUCCCAAAACAAAGUGAAGUUCCUGAAACACAAUCCGAAGCAACAACACCACAAAUACAAGAGCCCAAAGUGGAGGAGAAGCCAACUGAAGAUCAACCCGCGGCCACAACAGUAACAGAAACAGUAGCUGUAACGGAAGCUGGUGUUGCCGCCGUAACAAUAACCGAAGACAAAAGUGAUCUUAACAACAAUCCAGCCGAAUCAUCCGUCAUGCCCGUUGUGGUCAUCGAAGCCAGUGCCGUCUAUGUGAGGUCUAACAAUAAUGAAGCUGCUUCCCCGGAUACCGCCACAACUGAAACUGAGCCAACACCAGUGAAUGAACCAGCUGCAGCAACUGAAUCAGCGCCCUUUGCCUAAAUACACCCCACCUUAGUUAUAGUUUCCCCAUCUCAAUGAACCUCGUCCAAAAGUACAUUAGUCCUUAAGUUAAUUAUUGUCCUUUCGUAGUACCCCAAGUGUACAGAAAGACACAAAAACUAUGCAACCCUCCUAUUGACGGACCAGGCUAACUCGCUCAUCAAGAAUUGCGAGCCAUUUCUGUGGGCCAAGGUUCCCGACAUUAUGUCAUAGCUCCCAGGGUGCAGUAUUAUAAAAUGGUGUAAAUAGUGAUACCGAGUAAUUAAGUAAACAUGUAAUCGAAUUAGUCCAUCUAAUCGCCCCGCCAAUACUCCCGCUCCUCCCCCCAACCUCUCAUCCAUCCUCUGUUCAAGCUAAAACUGUUAUUAUUAAAUGUUUCAUUUCAAUCAAUCAUAUAAACACGUGUAACUGCAUAGAUAUAGAUACUAAACUACUACUACUACUACUCCAACUACAACUAUUACAUAUUUUAAAACAACAUAUUUAUAUAGACAUACCUACACACAUACAUAAUUCAUAGUGAUAUUAUUUCAGAGGAAAAUAAAUUAUUCAAUGUAAACUCUAAA
This is a messenger RNA of Stomoxys calcitrans (stable fly), 3305 nucleotides long. Its product is annotated as proteoglycan 4. Gene Ontology annotation, biological process: positive regulation of Rho protein signal transduction. The coding region runs from base 1441 to 2739 and encodes 432 amino acids. The transcript is spliced from 4 exons. The record is from RefSeq and is a predicted model, not a curated record. NCBI's taxonomy places the organism in Eukaryota, Metazoa, Arthropoda, Insecta, Diptera, Muscidae. Gene Ontology annotation, molecular function: actin binding.